UCUCGGUGCAGUCGGAGCGCCAUGUCCGGACUAUUCCACAACAUAAAGGGUCGCAGGUUCAAGGUAGCCUUUGAAAAUAAUUCUAAUAGGACGGAACAUCCCCCAAACCACCAGGAUGUAGUUGAGUGUUGUUGCAGUGACGCCUGGGUGGACUUCACUCAGACAACAUCCCUACAAGGGCUGCGGUACAUAUGGAUGCGAGAAACGAUCCCUAUCAGGAGACUGCUAUGGCUUCUUCUAACAGUGACGUGUGUUACCGUCAUGAGCUACCAGAUUGUCGAACGCGUCAUCUACUACUACAACCACCCUGUCACUGUCAACCUCAACGUCAAAUACAACAAAACUCUCUUAUUUCCUACGAUCAGCAUCUGCAACCAGAAUACUUUCCGUGCCAGCAAGGCAGCAGAGCUUGGAUACUAUGAAUUUUUGACCGCCAUGUUUACUGGAGGCAGAAGAUUGUCUGUCCUUGACCUUGAGAGGAGAAACGCCACGAACAUGACCUUGAGGCAUCUGUACGCCAGCACAGCUCAUGCAAUGGAGGACAUGAUCGUCAGUUGUCAGUGGCGAGGGGAACCCUGCGGUAUCUUCAACUUCACUGAGAUAAUGACAGAUCACGGCGUCUGUUUCUCGUUCAACCUACCUGACCAAAACACAUCUGACCGAGACCGUCUUCACGUCACAGAAGAGCUGAGAACGGGGCUGUCCCUGACGCUCAAUGUGGAGCAGUACGAGUACAUGCCCGGGCCCCACGACGCCGCAGGGGUCAAGAUCCUCAUCCAUGACCACAGACAGUUCCCCAAGGUGCAGGAGCUCGGUAUCGCCCUACCCACGGGGACACAUUCAUUCGUCGGCAUGCAGCUCAUCUCGAUUAAUAAUCUUCCUAAACCACACGGAGAAUGUCAGUGCCCUAGCCUGAAGUACUUCCCUCACUACUCAAUCGAGACAUGUCAAGUGGAAUGUUCCAUGGUGCAAAUUUCCCAAAGGUGUGGCUGUCGGCUCUUCUACAUGCCGGAAACGGAAGAUGACAUUCCACUCUGCACUCUAGGGGAUUACUACGGUUGUUACAAGCCUUUUGCGGUGGAGAUCCGAGAGUCUGUGCAACAGAACUGUCACUGUCCUGUCCCAUGCAACUACACACUCUUUGAUGCAACCGUAUCAUACGCCACGACCUCCACCUUCGUCAUCGACCGUUUCCUCAGCAACACAAACAGAUCAGCCCUGAAAAUGAAAUACCAGAACGCCAGAGACAUCACCCAUCGUCUUCAAAUCAACAAAGCUGAAGAACUUCGAACACUCUUACAAACCUUGGACCAAAACUUCAAGGUGUUAAGACACGUGGUUUUGGAUCAACUAAAGGUCAAGAUCAACGAACAGAGAAAGCAACUGUUGAAUAUCUCCGAGGACUUCUUAUGGAACUGGAAUGAGACGUAUAUGUAUUUCCAGUACCAGAACUACAUUCAUCUGAAGGACCUUGCUCGGGCAAGAGAUGCCAUGAACGAGCGAACCUACUCUGUGAUAGCACAUGGAGUUCAGGAGUUCACCUUCAGUGUUGAAAGGAAAAUUGAGCAACUGGCUGAUCCAGAGAUCAGCGAUACCUCAGUGAGGAAGAUGCUCUUCAUCAUGGUCAAGAACCAGCUUGAAGCAAGGAUAGACAUGGCCAAAAGAACAAUACAAAACCACACCCAGCUGUUAUCAAGCUACCUCAAUGGAACGCCAGUUUUUAACUACAGGUUCAGAAAGUUCAGUCGGGAAUACAGCUACCUUCUGAUUCCGAAGGAGCUGAUUCAUCAGGCAUUUCAUAGGUCCGAGAUUGUCAGAAGGCGUACAAAUCAGCUUGAGACUGAUAUCAAGGAAAUGAUUUACUGGAUGGAAGAAUACGAAAAUCUUGCUGCGUCAGCGUUUAUGAAUGGAACCAUAAAUACCACUUUAUUACAUUUUGCUAACGUACAUUUUCUAGACAAGUGCAGACAGUUUUUGCAAAGUAAAAGCCACUUCUUUUAUGAUUUUAUACAAUGGAUGAUUAUACAGUUAGAUAAGAGGGAGCAGGAUUUCACUCACAUUAAAAAGGACUUUAAAAAGGCACAUGGCGUUACGUUAAAGUAUCUGGGCAUCGUAGGAGAUGCAAUAGAAAGCAUCCUAUUGUCCUUAGAGGAUGUUCAGAAAGGAAAACGUUUGUGUGAGGACUAUUUGACCUAUGGGAAUAUUAGCCUUGAGGUUGCGUCACACUUCUUCAGAUCUAAAACUUUUCAGAAUAAUGUCAACAGUUUAAAUGUGUUCUUCGCAACUGUCAGGAAUAGAGGACAGAAUGUUUACGACAGCUGGGAGAAGCUUUCAGUGGUUAGUCAAGAGAUGUGGAACUUCACCUUGAAGCAGGUGGACCUUAUGCCUUACUGGAGGUACAUGGACAUUAGCAGGUACUUGAGAAACAGCUCGGAGGUAACUCGGGAGAUCAAGGACAGCUUUCUCGACCAUCGAGACAUGAUUGACGUCCAGUGUGGGUUCGAUAACAAAGAUGAGACGUUGCUGCGGAGUCUUGAGAGUCUCACCGAUCAUAUGGACGAGUUCUACGCCAGUAGUCACGUUGAUUCAACGUUUGUCAAAGAUCAGGAUAUAAGGGAAAACUUCUUGAAGUUGGACGUUUAUUUCCGCCAACUCAGCUAUGAGAAACACACUCAACAAAUUGCCUAUGACGUGUUUGCGCUGUUCUGUGACAUCGGGGGAUCUAUGGGACUCUUCAUCGGAGCCAGUGUCCUCACAAUCGUGGAAAUCUUAGACCUCAUCAUAUUUCAAGCAAUAAGGCUUUCAAACAAACGCUGAACUUUAGAGUUUCACAUUUUGGGAUCACCGUCUUCAAAUUCUGGGGUCACCAGCUUCAUGUUCGCCGAUCACCAUCAUCAUGUUCUCGGAUCACCAGAUUCGUGUUCUCGGAUCACCAGCUCCAUGUUCCCGGAUCAUCAUCUUCAUGUUCUCGCAUCACCAGCUUCGUGUCCUUGAAACACCAUCUUCAUGUUCUCGGAUCACCAGAUUCGUGUUCCCGGAUCACCAUCUUCCUGUUCUCGGAUCACCAGCUUCGUGUUCUCGGAUCACCAGCUUCAUGUUCCCGGAUCACCAUCUUCAUGUUCUCGCAUCACCAGCUUCGUGUUCUUGAAUCACCAUCUUCAUGUUCUCGGAUCGCCAGCUUCGUGUUCCUGAUCACCAUCUUCAUGUUCUCGGAUCACCAUCUUCAUGUUCUCGGAUCACCAGCUUCGUGUUCUUGGAUCACCAUCUUCAAGUUCCCGGAUCACCAGCUUCAUGUUAUCGGAUCACCUGCUUCAUGUUCUCGGAUCACCAGUUUCAUCUUCUCGGAUCACCAGUUUCAUGUUCUCGGAUCAUCUUCUUUAUAUUAUCGGAUCACCUGCUUCAUGUUCUCGGAAAACCAGUGUCAUGUCACGGAUCACCAGCUUCGUGUUCUCGUAUCACCAGUUUCACCUUCUGCGAUCACCAGCUUCUCAAGUUCUCGGAUCACCAGCUGCAUGUUCACGGAUCGCCAGCUUCAAGUGCUCGGAUCACCAGCUUUAUGUUCUCGGAUCACCAGCUGCAUGUUCUCGGAUCGCCAGCUUCAAGUGCUCGGAUCACCAGCUUUAUGUUCUCGGAUCACCAGCUUAAUAACCCGCACUAUGUGACUGAUUGCGAUGUAUAUAUUUUGGGAGAUUUCAAUGGUCGUGUUGGAGGUCGCAAUAUACCACCUGAUGGAUGCAAAAAUUACUUUCCUGAAGAUGAGCCAGUACCUUUAUGUGUUCGAUUUACUCAAGAUAGUGUUUUAAAUAGAUUUUGGGAUUACUUUUUAAAUUUUUGCAUCUUUUUCAAUCUGUUCAUAGUUAACAUGAAAGGCGAUGAUAAAGGUCACUUCACAUUUCUGAACAAAGCUGUUGUGUUAAUUAUCAUAAGAUUUCCUCCCAAAAAUUUCUUGAAAUACUUUGAUAGCUUUAGGGUAUGUGAUAAAGCAGACAUAUACUAAUAAUUCUCGGCUUUAAACUUAACAUUAAGAACGUAAUAGAAUGGAGGAAACUGACAUCGCGGCUUAAAUGUAAAGUCUUUCAUGAACAUCACUUCAGUGGACCAGAAACAUAUCACGAAUGUUAACAGACACACUGUUCAGAUAUAUUUGUCAUAUUUCGACUACAUAUCAGAUGCCGCAAAAUGUAUGAGAAAGAAAAGAAUCUCCCAAAUUAAACUUAAAUAUGUGUAUGGUUGCGAAUGUCACUGGUCAAAGUUACAAACAAGGAAAAGCCUUAAGCCCUUACGAAUGACGGAAAUACAGUUUAUAAAAAUAGAUAUUGUCAACUCAAAAGUAUGCAGAAACUGGGAAAAAUGUGAACAAAAUACAUCUAGAAAGGUGUACUUAAUUAGAUUAGAAAUCUAAAUUAUUCUGGAAGGAGUCGAAAAAACUACCUAAUCUGAAUAUAUUUUCGAUGAAACUUGGUAUUAUCUUUUCAAAACAAUUCAUUAUCCUAACUUUCCUGAACAGGAUACGGAAUUAAAGGUGCCUACAGCUAUCGAAUAAGAAUGUUGAUAAACAAAUACUAGAAUGUCAUAGUAGGGAAGACGAAAUUCGGAAAGCUAUAAAAG
Molecule: messenger RNA, 4608 nt
Organism: Haliotis rubra (blacklip abalone)
Lineage: Eukaryota; Metazoa; Mollusca; Gastropoda; Lepetellida; Haliotidae
Exons: 11
Coding region: 22-2817 (931 amino acids)
Biological process (GO): sodium ion transmembrane transport
Cellular component (GO): membrane
Molecular function (GO): ligand-gated sodium channel activity
Source: RefSeq, a predicted model, not a curated record